ACCAUGUUGCGCAGAAAAAGUGAGUUUUUUGUUUUCCUGGACAGCGUUCGCUCUGUGAAACCAGGAAAGGAAAAGGAAAAAGAAAAGGAAAAGGAAGAGGAGAAGGAGGAGAAUGAGCUGAGUCCGUAUGAAGAGUAUCUAAAGGUGCUGCUGCAGAUGAAAGUGACCAGUGAUGAUCAGUUUGACAACUUGGAGAAGCAUACACAGUGGGGGAUCGAGUUUGUGGAGAAGUACACCAAAUUUGUCAAGGAGCGAUCAGAGAUUGAAACCAGCUAUGCAAAACAAAUUAGGAAUUUAUCAAAGAAGUAUCAACCCAAGAAGAACUCGCGAGAAGAGGAGGAGAGCAAGUACACUUUCUGUCGAGCCUUCCUGACGUCGCUUAACGAGUUAAACGACUAUGCAGGUCAACACGAAGUUAUAGCGGAGAACUUAACAUCACAGAUCAUCUCUGAGCUUUCACGCUACAUGCAGGAACUCAAGGCAGAGAGAAAAUCGCACUUCCAUGAUGGACGUAAGGCACAGCAGCACAUCGAAAGCUCGUGGAAACAGCUGGAAUCGUGUAAAAGACGAUUUGAGAGGGACUGUAAAGAGGCGGACCGAGCACAGCAAUACUUUGAGAAGAUGGACGCUGACAUUAACGUGACUAAGGCUGACGUGGAAAAGCGAAGUUCCCACAAGGCACGACAGCAAGCUCAGAUGAGACACCAGAUGGCUGCUGACAGUAAGAGCGAUUACUCCUCCUACCUGCAAAAGUUCAACCAGGAGCAGAAUGACCAUUACUACACAAUUAUCCCCAACAUAUUCCAGAAACUUCAAGACAUGGAGGAGAAACGGAUUGAGAGGAUAGGAGUGUGCAUGAAGACGUUUGCAGACGUGGACCGCCAGGUGCUGCCCAUCGUCGGGAAAUGUUUGGAUGAAAUGACGAAAGCCGCCGAGUCCAUCGAGCCCAAAACUGACUCCAAACAGGUGGUGGAGUCCUACAAGUCUGGGUUCGAGCCCCCGGGUGAUGUGGAAUUUGAGGACUACGGUCAACCCAUGAAGAGGACGGCGUCUGACACCAGCCUGUCCAACCCCAGAGAGGGCAAGGAGAAGCCUACUGGCAAGACCAAGGGCAAACUGUGGCCUUUCAUUAAGAACAAGAACAAGCUUAUGUCCCUGUUAACAUCCCCCCACCAGCCCCCACCUGCCCCCCCAGCCUCAUCCCCGCCCUCACCCUCUGCUGUUCCCAACGACCCCCAGUCUCCCAAGCAGCACAAGGAGCCCCUCUCCCACCGCCUCAACGACUUCAUGACCUCCAAACCCAAAAUGCACUGCCUCCGGAGCCUGAGGCGAGGGCAGCAAUCCCCGCGCUCGCUCAUUUGUCACAAAGAGCUUAUGAAGAGGACUCUGGGCCGACCCACAUAUGCUUUCGAAGCCAGGCAAUAUGUUCUUUCUCUCAAGCUGAUCACACUCAAUUCCCACGUCCGGAAUCUCAUUGAGGGUUCUGGACCAGAGGACUUCAGCCACCUGCCACCGGAGCAGAGGAGGAAGAAGCUGCAGGGCAAGUUAGAUGAAUUAAAUAAAGACAUUCAAAAAGAGAUGGACCAGAGGGACGCUCUAACUAAGAUGAAAGACGUGUACGUGAAGAACCCUCAGAUGGGAGACCCUGCCAGCGUAGACCCCCGACUAUUAGAAAUAGGCCAGAACAUCGAGAAGCUCCAGUUUGAAGUGCAGAAAUUUGAGGGCUGGUUAGCAGAGGUGGAGGAGAGGAUGCCAUCCAAGAGCGAUACACACCGGAGAAGCGGGAUAUAUGAGACCCAGAACAACACAACAGUGAGCAACAACUGUGCACAAGACAGAGAGAGCCCGGACGGCAGCUACACAGAGGAGCAGAAUUCAGAGACUCAGGUCAAAGCCAACACCCACCCCAUCCCCACCUCCUCCACGCCGGAGUUUGACGAUGAGUUUGACGACGAGGAGACCUUGCCCACCAUCGGCACCUGCAAAGCCUUGUAUCCCUUUGAAGGUCAUAACGAGGGCACUAUCUCCGUGGCGGAGGGCGAGCUGUUGUACGUCAUAGAGGAAGACAAAGGAGACGGGUGGACGCGAGUGCGCAGGAACGAGGACGAGGAGGGAUACGUCCCAACAUCCUACGUCGAGGUCUUUUUGGAAACAAAUGCCAAAGAUUCCUAAAAGUGUGAGGCUGGCGGAGGAAUGGCAGGGCAAGCAGCCUCGGAGAAAACCACCAUGUUCCUCACACGCUCACAGAGUCAGAGAGAAAAAGCGAACGGUGACCUGAAUCUAAAAGAGAGAGACGGCCGAUAGUAACGCAUCUCAAUUUCCAAACCGUUAUAAAGAAAAAUACAAAAAAAAAAACUAUAAAAGAAAAAACGUAUCCGCAGUGUUGCGCUUCCUCUGCAGAACUCUGCAGUGUGAAGCAAGGAUGAGAGAAAUUCAUCUAAAUUUUAGCGCUCAUAACCUUCUCCAUUCUUAACACCCAUUCAGCAAUCACAACCACAGUAUACAAUUUGCUUUUUGUUGUUUUCAGCAAAGCUUUGCUUCUUAAUGGAACUAACUCCGCUUGCACCACGCGCGGUCAUGAAAGUGGCUUCUGGCUUCCUCGCUCUGAACGCCCGCCCCCCCCGGCUCUGCCAGUUCUCUUUUUCUUUACCUUUUACCCGUCGCACACACACCGACACACACAAACACACACACACACACACACACACACACACACACACGGCAGAGGGUGUGGUCAGAGACAGGACGGAGACCAGCACGAGCCUACGGACAAACGACCAGCUGGAGGAAGCCGUGUUCCAGAUUCAUCCAGCGGUGUGUGUGUGCGUGUGUGAGUCAUGAACUCCUCACUCACUCAUUGACUCCAGAGAGAAUCAUCCUGGACUCAUCGACCUACAUACGAGGCUGUGAACACACACACACCCACCCCCCCACCCUCCCACCCCACUAAAAUCAGCUCCAUAUUUGCAGGUUUCAUCCAGCAGGAAACAGAAGAAGUGAAGGUGCUAAUCAUUUGUUUCAGCGUCACGUGCUCCUGGUUUGUUUGACUGGCGUGAAAAUGCUCAUAUGUCCGCCUUAUUUUAAAGGUUUUGUGUGUCCUAAUGUCCCAUUUUACUCCCACACACCACCAUCACUCCCACAUACCCAGGACCACCUAGAGGGAAAAGAGAUGGAUGAUGGGCUCAUUCACCAUCACUCUCAUCCACCAAAUCCCGUCUUGUCACUGGUGUCUGUUCCUCUCUCUGACCACACCCCCCCCCUUCACUUCCACGGUCCUUCCCUGUGUCAGGCAGCUCAGGCUAUUCCCUUAAGCUGCUUUGAGCGUGCCCCCCCCCCCCCCCCCCCCACCUUUUUGUUUUUUGUUUUUUGUUUUUUUUUGCAACAGCUCGGGGGCGGGGCCUCUCAGCGUUGUGGUUUGCUGCAUGCUUGCCCUGUCUUCCUCCUCGCCCCUCUGCUGGCAGCCCGGAAGAGGUGGUGGGGGAGUUUGGUCAUCUUAUUGCCCCCCCCCCCCUCCCCUGUCUGCCUCCAGCCUCCAGCCUUUCUGUUCAGUUAACCCUCAUUGCCUGGUCGUACUCUUUGAAUUAACCUGAGUGCUACUGUUUGGGUUCGGUGCCUGUGGUUCUUCUUCUUCUUCUUCUUCUUCUUUUUUUUUUUCUUUUUGAUAUCUCUUUUCUAUUGUCGGAUCAGAGAGCAUGUUUCCCUGUUUCACCUCCUCCCAGUGUUCCCCAGCUUAAUCUCAAAACUGUCAGAAAAGGACAACAGGGACCCGAAAUGUUGUUUUCUGAAUGAUCUUAUGCAUAGGUAGGUCAUGGAUGUCAUGUGCAUUUGUUUUACUGUAAGUUCACAGUACAGUAUGUAUGUAAAAAUGUUAGUAUUGUAUGUUUUGAUCAGAGUGUCUAACGCAAGUUGUUGUUAGUUUACAGUUAAUCACCUUGUGGGAAAUGUUUCCACUUGGCUCCAGCAGCAUUCGACCCAAAAAUAAAACCCAUGAAGAUAUGAUUUACACCUGAUGUUUUAACGAUAGUCCACACUGCCUGCGGUAUAUGAAAAUAUACCGCGAUUCAUCAUGUUCCUGUUCAUUUGUGACUGCAGUGUGACAGAAUCACCUGUUUUUGGGCCUUAACCGGGUUUGUGUUCAGAAUGACGCUGAUGAUGAAGCUGUGGUGUGGUGAAAGGAUCAAGAUGUGAUUUAGUUUGGGGGGCUUGGGAGUUUUUAUGAUCAUGAAACUGUCAGACGAGAGGAAUUAUGUCCACUGACCCCCCUCCCCCGCCUGCUCAAUGGCACAUAAUGUAUAUGAUUUUUAACAUUUUUGUUUUAUAUUUGAUGAUCUUAAAUUGAGAUUCUGCUUCUUUUUUUUUUGUUUUUAUUUUAAGCUGGAAAUUUGUUGUAGCUUAUUCUGCCUGAACGGGACUAAAAUCCCUUAACUGCAAAUCUAAGUAACAAUUACACUGUUUGUGUUUUUGGAUGAAGCCAUUGCUGAAUAUUCAUGUGAUGCAGAAUAUUAUGUACACUUCUUAAACGGAUGAGUGAUGGACUUAAUGACCCUUUGGACUCUUAAUGGAAGGAAUAAUCAAUUCCCUGCUGAAUCGAGCUUAAAAGUACCACGUUUGCUUUUUGCCACCGAUCUCAACAUGUCAAGAUAUCAAACACGCCCCUUCUGUUUGUUUUUUUUUGUUUUUUGUUGUUUCUGAGUGAUAAAUGACGAGAUAAAUCUGACGAGGCAAAGACCACCGCUUCACUGGCGGCGGCAGCGCCUGCCCGCCUGUGCUCUGCAACGAGACCACCACAAACCUUUGAGUGGAAGCCCCAGAAUAACCUGCCUGUACAGUGGAAAUGGCGCGAUGGAAUUAGAGAGAAUAUAUAUGAAUAUAUAAAUAAAGUUUAAAAAAAGGAAAACAUCUAUUUUAACUAUUGAGAGUCUUACCAUUACUUUAUCUGCUUUGCAAAGUAAGACUUCUUUUCCUUUGUAAGGUCUACCAAAUGGUGUGUUUUGCACUUUUUUGUUUGUGUUCCAUUUGGUAGCCCAUGCUUGUGUUUUGGAGCACUGAAUACUUUGUAUUGUGUUUACUGUGCCAAUUAAAUAUGCCUGGAAAGUAAAUAA
This is a messenger RNA of Seriola aureovittata, 5102 nucleotides long. It is a transcript of the gene fnbp1b, whose product is annotated as formin-binding protein 1. Lineage: Eukaryota; Metazoa; Chordata; Actinopteri; Carangiformes; Carangidae. Gene Ontology annotation, biological process: signal transduction; endocytosis. Gene Ontology annotation, molecular function: protein binding. The transcript has 20 exons. The record is from RefSeq and is a predicted model, not a curated record. The coding region runs from base 4 to 2172 and encodes 722 amino acids.